GAAAAAAAAGUAGAAGGACUUAUUUAGUUCCUCUAAAUUCUUUUUUUCGCGAGUCCAAGACAGGCCAGUGCAAGUCGAAACCAGAUAAAUACCUAUAUAAAGCCUUGUUCCCUAGAUUGCCACAUCGCAAGCAUUACCUUCAAUAGCAGGACACCAACAGCAUCAUGAGUCAAGCACCACCAUUUAUCCCUUGGAAAACCAUAGGAUAUAUUUUCCUUAUCGGUACGUCUAUUUUGGUAGUCCUCGGCUUUAUCCUCAUGCUUUUGACCGAGGACGGACGGGACAUACUAUGCGGACGUUAUCCGGCAUCUGUCCGCGUUAUGCUUGCUGAGCGUGCUAUGAGGGACAGUUACUCUUCUGUGCCUGUUGAUCCUCCCGCAUACGACAAUGUUUCCGUGGAAGACGACCUCCUUGUCGAUGAUGACCUUCCUGUGAACAACAACCCUCCUACGUACGACGGCACUCCUGCGGACGGUGGUCUUCCUACAAAUCAUAACCCUGCAAACGGUAGCCCUCCUAUCCACUAUUACAUUCCCAUAUAUUAUUAUGUUCCUGUAUACGGCAAUACUCCUAUACACAUAAAUCCACCUGACGACAAGUUCCCCACGGCAGGAACCCCUUGAUAUCCCCGGAUCCUCCCUUCGGGAGUACACUCUGAUGCGAUUGGACGGUCUGGUUCGACUAGGACAUCUAUCAGGAGAAAGUAAACGGAUCAAAGAAUAGAAUAAGGCUAGGGCAAAAAGAUAUGCUUGGUUUAAGUGGUAAUGACCUCAAUGGAUAUACUGUUGUAGCCUAAGCUUCAACUCAAAUAAAUACACCGCCAUGCACUUGGAUAAUUUCUGGCACUUUACGACUGAGCAGCUCUUAGUGUGAGAACGUUCAACUUCGUUGUGGCGUUCAUUUUUAGCACUUGCACUCUACCUAAGCUUCUUCUUAUGUACCUAUCUACUAAGCUACACUAGGUAUCUUCUCUUAAAGAGAUCGCUUGACACUUCAGCCUUGAUAACUUAGCUGGUGUACAACAAGAAACUUGGAUGAAAUUCUAACA
Molecule: messenger RNA, 1048 nt
Organism: Daldinia loculata
Lineage: Eukaryota; Fungi; Ascomycota; Sordariomycetes; Xylariales; Hypoxylaceae
Exons: 4
Coding region: 165-623 (152 amino acids)
Source: RefSeq, a predicted model, not a curated record